Messenger RNA from Mizuhopecten yessoensis (Yesso scallop), 6594 nucleotides. Its product is annotated as tubulin monoglycylase TTLL3-like. The record is from RefSeq and is a predicted model, not a curated record. Lineage: Eukaryota; Metazoa; Mollusca; Bivalvia; Pectinida; Pectinidae. Bases 115 to 4278 code for a protein of 1387 amino acids. Gene Ontology annotation, cellular component: cilium. The transcript is spliced from 19 exons. Gene Ontology annotation, biological process: cilium movement; cilium assembly; protein polyglycylation. Gene Ontology annotation, molecular function: protein-glycine ligase activity, initiating; ATP binding; metal ion binding.
GAAAACAAUAUGGCUGCUCCAUAGCGACGGGGUACGCGCCAGCAAGGGAAAAAAUCAUAAUAGUUCAUACUGCAACAUGAGUCAUGGAUUACAUUUCAGCACCAACAUGAUCAAAUGGGGAAGAAGAGAAACGAUGUCAUUGAUAGCCAUACGUUUGCCCCUCAGAUAAGUGAAGCAAGCAAACGUAUUGCAGCUCGACGCUUGCAAAAUUUAGAUGGAGGGGUGCCACAUUUUAUGUUGAAUAUCAAGUGCAGAGAGCCGCUUGCACCCAUCCCCCUUAAUCCGGACAAGCAGAAGAUACCAACGGUUUCUGAGGAAAUCAUCGAACCUGACCUUGAAUCAAAGGAGGAAUCGCAUUUAGAUACCACUUUAAACACUCCAAAAUUAUCAGAGAACAACAUCAAAUUUCCGAAAGAUAAAAAGGGCGGGUAUGCUCUUCGUACCGGGAUCAUGGCCGCUAAAGCUAAUGUUUUACUAGAUGACAGCAUCUUUACAUUCCGCCCAAAAGUCAGUAGUGCUAGCGUCAAAAUAGUAGAAAGUCUUGGUACAGAUUUUAUGUCCAGACAGCAACAACAUUUGGAAAGACAAAAAAGACAUAUUGAGCAAGCUCCUAUCCACUUUUCCAGUCAUUCUGGACGUCUUUCACCUGUUUUGGCUAAAGCUGGGAAAAAAUCAUCAAAAUCAAAAGAGGGUGAGGAUGUAGAUGGGUUGAAAUCAACGUCGGAGACAAACAUCGAGUCCGACCAGGAUAAAACCGAGUUAACUGCGGAGGAGUUGGAGGAAGGAGCUGACACCAUGCCGUCCCCCUUAUCCCUGUCUCGCACUAAAACAAGCGUCUCUCCUGGGCUACAGAGGCUGCUUGAUGGUCCCUAUGCCAAUGGAAACCCUGAUAUGGUGUUGAAGCGACAGAAACAGAAAAUGGGAAGUCAUGUGACAAAGUCAAAGCCUGCAGGAGAUGCUAGUCUGGACGACACAGCUGGUGACCUGCCCACAUCAAUGUCUAGAAGCAAAACCAUGCCGACCCUCAGCCGUCCGAAGAUCUCCCGUAAGAUGCCUGCCAACAACAACCCAUCAGGUGUUAUAAGUACAGAUCGGCUAAAACAUGCCAAGGAAACAGCAGAGCGGGCAAUCAAGCAACGAAAGGUCUUCACAAUCCAAGGAGGAUACUCCGGGGUGAGGCAGAGUUUACGUCAGAGAGGCUGGGUGGAAAAGUUCUACAGAAUUCAAGGACCUCCUAAGAAAACUCGGCGGAAACGCAGAAAAACUGCGGAUGGCGACGAUGAUUCAGAUGAUGAUGAUGAUGAUGACGACGAUGAUGAUGACGAUGAUGAUACGGAUAGCGACAAUGACCAGCCAAAGAUAGCUCCAUGGGAUGAGGAUGACGGAAUCUAUGGCAUCAUGUCACGUAUCGUUCGCAAUAUCAACCCCACUUUCAUCUGGGUGUUGAAGAGAGACAUUGUCGACUACAGGUUUCUUACGAGAGAUCAGAUGGUAAACCACUUCUGUAAAGCUGGUUCAUUUACAACAAAGGUUGGUUUGACCGUCAAUAUGAGAAAUGUGCCAUGGUUUGACAACUCUGAUCCUGGAGGAUUUUUCCCGCGAUGUUUUCGUCUUAGUCAUGAGGAAGAAAAAGUUGCUUUUAUAGAGGACUACCGCCAGACGGCCUGUAUGAAUGUGCUGAAAGCUGUCAGUGCCCAUUACAUGGAGGCUGGGCUGUCAGAGACGGGGGAGGAGGAAGAGAAACGGGAUGUCGGUAGCGAGAAGGAAAACGCGACACCCUUCAUCUGUACAGACCCUGAAUGCACACGUUCACGCCCAGGAACCAGUUCCGGCAAUCUGUGCGUCCAUGCUUUAGAAAAACAGAAACUUCUGGAAAGGGAGAAAUCUGAGCUCAAAGACAAAGUGCCAAAUCUACCCAAAGUGUCAACGUCCAGAUCGGACAAGUCCACCUCAGCGUUUAAAAAGAUUAUGAAGAAGAAGAAACGUGUGAUGGUGCCCCUACAGUGCCUGGAACGUGCAAUACAGCAAUGUGAACGCUAUCUUGAAGAGAAAGAGCAUGAAGACAUUGAUGUCAUGUCAUCGACUAAUGAUUUGACACAAGCUCAGUGGGAUGAGUUCAUGGUGUGGUACUACCAGCUGUGCCAUGAUGGAGGGGUGAUCUCUGGCGUCCCAGAGAACAUGCUUACAGAGGUGGAGAACCUCACCAACCGUCUCAAGUCCAAACACACACAGUAUGAACUAGAUGGAAUGAGGAAUGUAUGGAUUGUAAAACCUGGUGCCAAGUCACGAGGCAGAGGAAUCGUGUGUUAUGAUAAAUUGGAAGAUAUGCUGAAACUAGUCAACAGCCAGGUGGUGAGAAAGGACAACAAAUACGUGGUUCAGAAAUACAUAGAGCGCCCCCUGCUGAUCUACAACUGUAAGUUUGACAUCCGUCAGUGGUUCCUCGUGACGGAUUGGAACCCCCUCACACUCUGGUUCUAUCAAGAUAGCUACCUCCGAUUCUGUUCCCAGGAGUACACACUGGACGACUUUGACGAGUCUAUUCACCUGUCUAACAAUGCCAUACAGAAAAACUACAAGAACGGCCAUCGUAACCCUAACCUACCCGCAGACAACAUGUGGACACAUGAACAGUUCAAGGAAUACAUCAAAUCUAAGAACAAGGGAAACCUAUUUGAUGACAUGAUCUACCCCGGGAUGAAGAAGGCCAUCAUCUGUGCACUGUUGUGUACACAGGACCUCAUCGAGUACAGAAAGUCGUCGUUCGAGUUAUAUGGUGCUGAUUUCAUGUUGACGGAUGAUUAUCGUCCAUGGCUGAUAGAGAUCAAUUCUAGUCCGAGUAUGGAGAACAGCACGGCAGUCACUUCUCGGCUGUGUAAUAAUGUACUGGAGGACACCCUCAAAGUUGUGAUAGAUCGAAAGUACGACAGGAACUGUGAUGUGGGUCGGUUUGAAUUGGCUUACAAACAGCCAGUAGUUACCGUUCCGCCCUAUAUCGGAAUCAGUUUGUGUGCGGAGGGCACCGGUGUUCGUAGGCCAGCAGGAUUUGUGAAACGCAACACUGCCGGUACUGAUAAUGGUGAAAGUCAACAGUACUUCUCCCCACGGAAAAAUCUAGGGAACCAAGACAACAUCAAGGACACUAAUAAUAAGAGUUUUACCUGUACAGGUGUCACUCGUCGGCCACGGAGUGAGAACAAUGAGAGCAUCACCCACAAAGCCGCGACAGUGAACUCUGCACCAGCCAAGGCGACAAAGUCAUCCAAUCAGGAGGCUUCUUCUGUUUACUAUCAUGCCUCACGCAAUCAGCGCAAGAACGUUAUGAAUGGUAACACUAAAAACUCUGUGACACUGUCUGCUAAUAUUAGAAAGUCACCCACUACCGGCAACAGUCAUGUUGUAUUGUCGAGUAGUAGUUCCAGCAACCACUCGGACUCGGACCGAUUCGGGGACCGGGCUGGGGACAGGGACGUCACGCGGGACGUGUCUGUGUUUAAUAAGGAGAACAAUCACCCACUGCAAGCAUCAUCGUUUCCCCGUCCGGAGAAAUCGUCUUCUCUACCGUCAACGAUGGGCAGUAACUACAUCACAGCCAUACCCGGCAAAAAGAUGGUGUCAAAGACAUCUGUGUCGAAUAAUUAUUCCAUUCCUGCGGACAAGUUGGAAAGACCCGUGCUCGUAGUCAACAAUGUGGAAUCUACAGAUCUGCAGACUAUCAAACCUUUGCCCUCGGCCUCGAACCCUUCUAACACAAAAGGUAUAAGUCCUUUAAUUGAUGGUGCCUGGGCUCGAACUUGUACCGAGUGUGGGAGCGGCAAUAAUGUUCGUCUUGAUUUCAACAAACCCCACUGUAAAUGUCGCCAAGACAGUGUGUGUAUUCCGCCAGGGUGUCAGCGUGCUCUUAGUGCUCGAGGUUUCUUCCCGCGCCCGCGUAGUAGCUACGGAUCUCCUAGACCCCCGAGUGCUUGCUCGAAUACAGUGAAUGCAAAGAGUAGUGGUUCUUCCACAAGCUUGGCCAUAGUUGCUACCGCUGCAAAGACAAACAGCAAAAUACUCCUCAAAUUUUCUGAUGGAGGAAUUCAGAGGCCUGUGUCACCAGUGAACUCUCAGCCCAACCCUCUACCUAAAAUUGUCCGACGUUACAUUGGGCGUAGGGUAGCUCAGUGUCACGAAAUUCCCUCGAGUGCCAAUCACAUGUCUGCUGUGUUUUUGGACACUACUCAGUUACAUAAUCCGCUUUCUAUAGUGUCCCACGGUGUGUACAACACAUCGAGGUAGUCCAAACAGUCAUCAAUUAUAUAUACAUAUAAUAGGAUGUUUAUUUUUCGUUAAAAAAUAUAUUUUGCACAGUUUUUUAGUAGGUAAAGAAAACCACAUAAAUAACUAAUAACUAAUCUCUCUUCAUUAAUUUGCACCAAGCUACUAAAAUCAUUCAUCUCCAUUGCCACACUUAAAAUGUCAUAUGAUAAUAUAUGGAAGAUGCUAGUUAAAAAAAACAGUAGAAAAAUUCCAAAUUGUUUACUUAGAAAAUAACGCUAUUUGAUUUAUAUAUUGCAUUUAAAGUAAAGAGAAAUGCCAAGAAAAUACACGUCAUGGAUAAUGAUAACAAAAAAGUUAUUAGUACCACUUCCCAAAGUGUAACCAAACUAUUAUUAACUACACCAGCAACGUGCACUUUCAUACAUAGUAGCAUAUACGACUGUCCCCUGUUAUUGUAAUAUUAACUACAGCGACAUUUAAUUUAGUAACAACAUUUUUAUCUGGAUUUGUAUUUGUAAUGCUGUCUUUUUUAACCAUUUCGUUUGCCACGAAAAGCUACAUUUUAAAGAUAUCGUCUAAAGUUCGUUGAAUUUUGAAAUGUGAUCUCGCUAAAAAGGUGAUUCCUCUAGACUAUAGUUUUGUCAUACGCCUGUAUUUAUUGUUUUUCAAUAUUUGUAGUAAUAUAUAUAAGAAAUUUAGGAUAUUGACAAAUGUCAGUCUUGCAUUCAUGGCAGAAUUUGACACAAAAAAAUAGAGAAAAAACGUUGCUCAAUAUUGAGUAGGUGAAGCAGUGUUGUUUGUGUGUAAGAUGUCUUUUACUUUAGCAUAGGAAUACUAAAUCAAUCGUUUCAGGGUAAAGGAAAAUGUUGCUAUGCAUUAAUUUAGAAAUGAAACCUACACACUCUUAUUUGUAUUAAGUUGUGCCAAAUAUCAUUUCAAUAAUUAUAAAUGUUCAAAUUGUUUGUGUUGAAGAAUUAUUUUUCGCCAGUGCAUUACAAAGUAAUUUAAUUUGUUCUUCCUUUUGUAUUGAGAUGUUUUUGUUGUAUAGUUUUACACAUCAUACCAAGUUUGUUCCAUCAUUGUUUAUGUCUUGUUUACAUUUAAAUUAAUCCAUAUUAUAAUCAAGGUGGGCUUUUUUUUACAAUCAUGCAUAUUAUUAAGAAGUAUUCACAUGCCUUAAACGGCGGUUGUUGAUGUGUUACCGUAGUCUACGAUUGAUUUCGUCAUAUAUCUCCGUCACAGUUUGAAUGAUUCAUAAUCAUUAUUAUAUUGUUCUAAAGUUGAAAGAGAUACAAUGUAUGAAAGAAUUAUAACGGAUUAGCAUUAGCGGUUGUUAGGAGUUAGUUGCUUCUAUUCAGCAGAUGCCAGUAUUUCCAUAAGUAAUAUCUUAAAUUGUAAAAUGAACGUGUAUAUCAAAAUGGCUGACAAACUUUUAGUAUAUAAAGUGAAUUUUCACAAACGUUUGCCAAAAGAAUGAAUACAUGAUGAAACAAAGAUCAUUUCCUGGAGAUAAAUAACAAGAAUGUCAUUUUAAACAAGUCACAAAUACAUCGAAGUUAUUUAAUUACAUUCAUUACUAUCUCCAUCAUCAUAUUCGAAAAUCUGCAAAAGUUUUAAACGAUUGUCAAAUAAGUGCUUCAGUCAUUUCCAGUGCUUUACCUAUUAAGUUAAUUUAGUUUAUCCUGUGCUGUACACCUGUCAGCAUCUGAACGCAUCUGAACGCUAUUGAUAUCUAGAACUCUGAUAAUGUCAAGGGGAAGCUCAGACAAAUAACGGCAUUGCCUUGCAUUUAGUGUGAACGAGUUUGAAUUAUAUGUGUUUUGUAAGCUUUGUCUUUAAAUGAUUACAAACUGAUUGAAUUGAUAAAUGUCAUUCCAAUCGGAACUAUUUAUUGUCUUGGUUAUCCAUUGUUGUCCAUUGUUAAGUUUUCUGUGUAAUUAUGUUUCCUCAAUGUAUAGAGAAACAGGAACGUUUUGACUGAAUAAGGUUAAUUUUAUAUCACUGUUUCUACUUUUUUUUUUUACACAUUUGUCAUGUGUUUGGGAACAAAUAUCUAAACGAUUAUGUAUAAAAAAAGGUGUAUUGGUCUUCAUGGUCUAAAUUUAAUACCUUGAAUAUUGUAAAAAGGGCUGGGUUUUUGGCCCUUCUUUUUGCAUCUCGAGAAAAGCCUCUGUGAUAUGUUUAUAGUGAUAUCCUUGUUUUGUAUAAACCGUAUUUUAUUUUAGUGAAUUACAAUAUAUUUAUAGAUAUAUUUAUGUAUAAUUUUAAAUAAAGAUUUAUUUAUCAUUUGUAUUAACUGCUGAACUUCAGUUUUUAUGUCAAUAAACACGUUUA